AUGGCUGCGACUGGACUGGGGGAGGUCGCAUCUUCUUCUAGAACACCGGCGCAAACACUUGAGCUUGCUGCUUGCUCAUCGAACACAGACGACGAAGAGGACGAGGCUAAGCGUGACUACAGGGCGGAAGAUGGGAGAGACAGUGAAGCUGAUUGCGGGUUCAGUUGCUCUACUGUAAACGCGAUACCUGGCGGCAGUAAAUCCCGCGGGAACUAUGGCACAGAAGAGGAAGUGCUUUUUACGGUGAAGAAGCAAGAGCUUGCGAAACAAAAGCUGGAUGCAAGUGUCCCGACCCAGUCGGUCAGUUUGGACGCCUCAGCUACUGAGUUUUACAAGGUUGAUGGAAAGCGUUACACUGCCAUUCGAGACACCGUCAUCGUGACAAAGUUAUCAAGUGGCGUUCCUGAAGAGACGCGAGAAUUCUCUGAGCAUUUGCGUGAAGACAAAAGCGACUUGACAGCUGCAGCGGCCACUUCAGCUACUGUGAUCGACUGUACGACUAUGUUGACGUGGGAAUCUGCAGCAACUCAGUCUACGAGUAAUGUAGACGAGAGUACCAGCAGCUGCGUAUCGUCGGACGGCGGCCAAACGUAUAGCCGCGAGGAGGAUAUAGAGUUGAAGGAGUUUGUGCAACGUCCAAGAGGCAGUAUCGCUCCUUGUCAUCAAUACGAAGAAAUGAAUGAUGAUGCGAACGGAGAUCAGACGUUUGCGACGGAAGCUGGAUCGGUUCAGAAUAACGAUGUACGCCUGCGAACAGGGGAGCCCGUGGAGAGUGAGCUAGCAGGAACUCGAUCGGUCGAGGUUGCGUCGAAUGGUGGCAUGGAUCGUGAACCCGAGAACCUUGGAACUGGUGCACGGAAUGAUGGUCAAAAAGCGUCAGGGGGACCCCGAAUGGUACAGGCAGAUGUAGCGGUUCGUACAGAGCAUUCACUAGAGGAUGAGGCCAAAUCUAAGUGUUUGACGACCACUAAACCCGGGACUGCUGCAAAAAGGAAGCAGAGCUCCUUAUUGGAAAGUGAUUUAGCCAAGAGCAACGACGGUGGCGACGAUCGUUCACCUGACGAUAGUGCUGCACCUGCUCCUACCCAGACCCCGGAACGGUCAACGCGUACAGACACGAAGAAGAAGAAGAAGAAAUGGUCCUCUCUUCCCGGAGCUGCACAGUCACGAUGUCUGCGCCGGUCACCAAGGGUAAAGGUGGAGCCACUGAAGCUCACGUAUUCGAAUGAAAAGCAAGUUGCAGGCCCUGCCGUUCUCGCGCACUUUGACCGGCUGAAAGGGAGCAAUGCUUCAUCCCCAGCCACUCCUGGUAUAGUUUGUAAGUACUCUGGAACCCAAGUCACGAUAUCAAGAGGUGUCGCAGCAAGACAUCUUGAGAAGUGCCCAUCGUUUGGACGAAAUGCAUCGCAGCUGGAUGAAGCAGAUGAUGACGAAGACAAGGCACAAGCGUCGCCACCGGUACCUUCAUUAGUACAAGCCGUUAAGCUGGAGUCUGGUUCUGGUCAGCCAAGAUUGGCUUCUUCUCUCGUUCGUCUGAUGGGAACGAAGGCGUUGGCAGCAAAGCUGAAGCAAUCGUUCCAACGUGCUCCAUUUGCAGGAAAUGCACCGAUUUCUCGAUUUCAACAGUUGAUUGGAGACGACGUUACUGGGUUGCGGCACCUGAACGUGUUCAAAUUGUUGGACGCUAUAAACCACCUGGAUGGCCCUAUACUGCAACUGCAUGUAAAAUGGCCAGGCGUUCGGCGUACCACGGGACAGGACGAAGUAGGCCCCGUGUCAAAAGCAAAAGCUCGGUGUUUGGAAAGCUGCUCUCUUCGAUUUCCGACACCUCGCCGUGUGGCGGAUCACUUUAUUGCACCGUUGGCGAAAGAGUUGGGGCUCGAGUAUUCAAUGCGACAGCACACUGCCACUUUGACGAGCUGCCCUCUUGAGGGAGCUGUGCUGGACUGGCGAUUCCAUCGGACCGAGACUGUGGUGUUCCAACUUCGCGGUGAGUCGAUCUGGAGAACAAAAAUGAGCCAAGUGGAGCUCCCAUGCCAAUGCUUCCACCCACAAUCCUGGCUACAGGACGACAUGAUUCGUAUCUCCAAAGUACACCGCAUGGCUACGAUAGACAAGACCUCCGUAGGGUUUCUUUCAACGCCGGAUGAAGAUCGCAGUGUGCUUAACAAGGACGAACAAGUAGCUGCUAAGCAACGAGAGUUUGUACUCAAACCUGGCUCGGUCGCUUAUCUGCCAUCGGGUGCGUGGUUCAAGGUGGAGACAAAAGGACCGACUGCGUUGUGGAUUGAAGUUCAACUGUCUUCCACGACUUACGAAGAGUUGGCGCUUUCAGCACUUGAGCAAAUUGCUCUGGGGGAUAAGCGAUGGCGAACGGGAGUGCAAUUAUAUCCUGGCAAUCGGGCCCAGCUCAAGACGUCCCGACAUCGCAUGGAAGCAUGCAUCGAGUCCCUUUACAAUGACUUGACUAAGCUUGAGGGUGGGGAUUUGCUACCCGAGUAUAUGGGGACAGAAGACAUGCAAGAGCUGAUUGCGCAUGGGUUGAUUCACAAAACACGCACAUCUUCUACCUCGACGAGCAUUGAAGUGGAUUUGACAAACCCCAAGUUUAAGCUCAAGCAUGAAAAAGUGUUCAGAAAUGCCACUUACCGAGUAAACCCGGUCGCGGUUCUCAUGAGCGAUGCGGACAUUCCACACUUAACUGUUCACGAAGGAGUGGAGCGUGCAGCUACAGGAGGCCCUGCUUCCGAAAUGAAGCAUCGUGUAUUGAAAAGGACUCCAAAACCAAAGCAGGCUUUGCACACGCUCACGCAUCGUGAUAAAUGCACCUAUUUUCUGGACGAGCUAUUCGGCAAUGUUGAACGUCAGCCGCAACUGCAUGUCACCUUCCACUGUUCCGCAGAGCAGUCAAGAAUGGUGGAAUGGCUCCGUUGUCGAGAUUCGAAGCCUUUUGAUCUGAACGAGUUUGGUUGUUCUAGUGUGUUGACCUACCAGAGCGCAAGCCCAGCUCGACGUGUUGAGAAUGGACGAAAGCUGCUGCGAUUUUUGUGCUUCGUCGGAUAUAUAACGCAAGUGAAGUCGCCUUAG
This is a messenger RNA of Hyaloperonospora brassicae, 3087 nucleotides long. Lineage: Eukaryota; Oomycota; Peronosporomycetes; Peronosporales; Peronosporaceae. The record is from the annotation of a GenBank genome assembly.